CUGAAUGAAGCAAUAAGGCCGAGACAGCCACGAGGUGAUGGAAGGCUCCAUGGGGCUCCGGGGGCUGCUGUGGGUAUGUCUGGUGUCCCUCCUUGCCUUCCAGGCCAUGCCCACUUGGGGCUCACCUCCAGGCAGGCCCAAAGACAGCAAGAAGCGACAGGCCGUGGACGCAACUGUCGAUGACGUGGUUAUCCGGAACUUGAGAGUCAGCUGCAAGGUCACUUCCCGCUUUGCUCACUAUGUCAUCACCAGCCAAGUGGUCAACAGUGCCAAUGAAGCCAAAGAAGUGUCCUUCGACGUGGAGAUCCCCAAGACAGCCUUCAUCAGUGAUUUUGCCGUCAAAGCAGAUGGAAUUACAUUUCCCGGGGACAUAAAGGAUAAAGUGAUUGCAUGGAAGCAGUACCGGAAAGCGGCCAUCUCAGGAGAGACUGCUGGUCUUGUCAGGGCCUCCGGGAGAACAAUGGAGCAAUUCACCAUCCACAUCAUCCUCGCUCCCGGGAGCGAGGCCGUGUUCACCCUGACCUACGAGGAGGUGCUGAGACGCAACCUGAUGCAGUACGACAUUGUCAUUCAAGUCAAGCCCAAGCAGCUGGUGCAUAAUUUUGAGAUCAACGUGGACAUCUUUGAGCCUCAGGGGAUCAGCAAGCUGGACGCCCGGGCCUCCUUCCUUCCCAAGGAAAUGGCCACCCAAUUCAUCAAGAAGUCCUUCUCAGGGAAAAAGGGUCACGUGCUUUUCCGCCCCACCAUGAGCCAGCAGCAAUCCUGCCCCACCUGCUCUGCAUCCUUGCUGAACGGGGACUUCAAAGUGACCUAUGAUGUCAAUCGUGACAAGCCCUGUGACCUCCUGGUGGCCAAUAACUACUUUGCUCAAUUCUUCGCCCCCAAAAACUUGACAAAUAUGAACAAGAACCUGGUUUUUGUGAUUGACAUCAGCUCCUCCAUGGAAGGGCAGAAAGUGAAGCAGACCAAGGAGGCACUCCUUAAGAUCCUGGGAGAUAUGCGGCCGGGUGACUACUUCGACCUGGUCCUCUUCGGGUCUGCAGUGCAGGUGUGGAGGGGCUCGCUGGUGCAAGCGUCUGCAGCCAACUUACAAGCAGCCCAGGAUUUUGUGCGGCACUUCUCCCUGGCUGGAGCCACAAACCUGAAUGGAGGUUUGCUUCGGGGAAUCGAGAUCUUGAACAAUGCUCAGCGCAGCCUGCCGGAACUCAAAGACAAUGCCCCGAUUCUCAUCAUGCUGACCGAUGGGGAGCCUACGGAGGGGGUGACAGACCGUCCCCAAAUCCUCAAGAACGUCCGCGACGCCAUCCGGGGCCAGUUUCCACUCUACAACCUGGGCUUCGGCUACAAUGUGGACUUCAGCUUCCUGAAUGUCAUGUCCAUGGAGAACAACGGACGGGCCAAGAGGAUCUUCGAGGACCACGAUGCCACCCAGCAGCUGCAGGGCUUCUACAGCCAGGUAGCCAACCCCCUGCUGACGGACGUGGAGCUGCACUACCCACCAGACUCCGUCUUGGCUGUGACCCAGAACCGCCACAAGCAAUACUACGAGGGCUCAGAGAUCACGGUGGCCGGACGCAUCGCCGACAACAAACUUAGCAGCUUCAAGGCUGACGUGCUGGCCCGUGGGGAUGGUCAAGAAUUCAAGACCACCUGCCUGGUAGAUGAAGAAGAGAUGAAGAAACUUCUCCGAGAGCGGGGCCACAUGCUGGAGAACCACGUUGAGCGCCUCUGGGCCUACCUCACCAUCCAGGAGCUGCUGGCCAAGCGCAUGAAGCUGGAUGGGGAACAGAGAGACGACAUCUCUGCAGAGGCCUUGAAAAUGUCACUGGCCUAUCAGUUCGUGACCCCACUGACCUCCAUGACCAUCAGGGGCAUGAAGGAUGAGGAGGGCCUAGAGCCUGUCAUCGACAAGCCCCUGGAAGAUUCUUAUCCUCUGGAAUUCCAGGGACCCAGAAAGACAUUCAUGCUGUCUGCCUCUCAUCCCACUCCCACCGACCCUAGCCGCAUUGACAAGAAGUUGACAGGCCAAGUGACGUAUGUGGACACUGAUCCCCACUUCAUCAUCCACGUGCCCCAGAAAGACGAUGCCCUCUGCUUCAAUAUCAAUGAGGAACCUGGUGUGGUCUUGAGUCUGGUGCAGGAUCUCGUCACAGGUUUCUUUGUGAAUGGUCAGCUGAUUAGCAGUCGGUCCUGGAGCCCAGGGCAGCCAGAGAGCACGUACUUCGGGAGACUGGGGAUUGCAAACCCUAUAACAGGCUUUCAGCUGGAAGUUACUCCUCAGAACAUUACGCUGAACCCCAGCUCUAGAGGGCUUGUGUUCUCCUGGAGAGACCAGGCUUCGCUGCGGCAGGAUGGGGUGGUGGUGACCAUCAACAGGAAGAGGAACCUGGUGGUGUCCGUGGAGGACGGGGGCAUCUUCGAGGUCGUCCUGCACCGGGUGUGGAAGGGGAAUGCCACCCACCAGGGCUUCCUGGGCUUCUAUGUGCUAGACAGUCACCGGAUGUCAGCGCAGACACACGGGCUGCUGGGACAGUUCUUCCAUCCCUUUGACUAUGAAGUCUCCAACAUCCACCCAGGCUCCGACCCCACGAAGCCAGAUGCCACCAUGCUGGUGAAGAACCACCGACUGACGGUCACCAGGGGCUUACAAAAGGACUACAGCAAGGACCCCAGGCACGGGGCUGAGGUGACCUGCUGGUUCGUCCACAACAAUGGCGCUGGGCUGAUAGAUGGUGUUCACACGGAUUAUAUCGUCCCUGACAUCUUCUGAGCUCUCCCAGUGCUACACUCGUCCUCCUUGGGGUCCAUUGGCGGAGGGGAAGGAUAGCGUCUUGAUCUGCUGCCUAGGCCACACCUCCUUGAUCUCCGUGUAAAACAUCCAUGACUUCCAUUAAACAGAGGCUGUGUCCAA
This is a messenger RNA of Erinaceus europaeus (western European hedgehog), 2911 nucleotides long. It is a transcript of the gene ITIH1, whose product is annotated as inter-alpha-trypsin inhibitor heavy chain 1. Gene Ontology annotation, biological process: hyaluronan metabolic process. The transcript is spliced from 22 exons. The record is from RefSeq and is a predicted model, not a curated record. Gene Ontology annotation, molecular function: serine-type endopeptidase inhibitor activity. NCBI's taxonomy places the organism in Eukaryota, Metazoa, Chordata, Mammalia, Eulipotyphla, Erinaceidae. The coding region runs from base 38 to 2770 and encodes 910 amino acids.